CGGCGAUUGCGGAGUUUAAUCCUCUAACACCGCACUAGCUUGUUGGGGAGGAGUUAACGGCCCCCAUGCAUGUGCGGCUGCUGCGGCGGAGAAGGGCGGAUUUAACAGCUUCAUAGAACAACAACACACGAGGCUGCAUCUGAGGUGCAUAAAUAGCUGAGCACCUUCUGACCCAGAGAGGAAGCGCCAGACAAAUACCACUUCCUCACGACCUGAAACGCUAUCACAAUAGCAGUGUUUGAUUAAUCCUCAACAAUCAACCAACCUACAACAAUGCCCAAGUACGCCAAUGAUCAGCCCGUCGGCUUCCAAAACACCAUCGAAAGAGUGGCCAUUGUCGGCGCCGGAGGCACCAUUGGCACACAUAUUGUCAGCGCCCUUCUAAAGGCAGGGAAACACACCGUCACGGCCCUCUCCCGCAAAGAUAGCAGUAACAAACUCCCCGAGGGCGUCCUCGUGGCCCCAGUCGACUACAACGACGAAGCCACCCUUGUCGCCGCGCUCCAGGGCCAACAAUUUCUGAUCAUAACCAUGGCGCCUACCGCGCCCCGCGACACCCACAGCAAGCUCGUUCAAGCGGCCGCCAAGGCCGGGAUCCCCUAUGUCAUGCCGAAUUGGUAUGGCGGCGAUAUCGACAACAUCAAACUCGGCGAAGACACGCUGCUUGGGCCCAUGGGCAGGGCUAACCGGGAGGAGAUCGAGCGGCUCGGCAUGCAGUGGAUCACGGUGUGCUGCGGGUUCUGGUACGACUACAGCCUGGCAGGCGGGGACUCGCGCUUCGGGUUCGAUUUGGUCAAGCGCUCCCUCACGCUCUAUGACGACGGCAAUAGCAAGAUCUCCACCUCGACGUUAGCGCAGGUUGGGCGCGCCGUGGCCAAGGUGUUGAGCCUCCCCGUGCUUCCUCAAGACGCGGACGAUACGAGCCUUACGCUGUCGACGUUCUUCAACCGGAGCGUAUACGUCAAGAGUUUCGUGGUCAGCCAGGCCGAUAUGCUUGCCAGCGUCAAGCGGGUCACUGGUACCACUGACGCGGACUGGACGAUUACCCGCCAGGAUACGAAGACGCGAUACGAGGAGGGCCUAGCGCAGGUGAAAAGUGGCAACAUGGCGGGUUUUAGCAAGUUGCUGUAUUCGAGGGUGUUUUAUCCGGAUGAGACCCGUGAUCUCUCGACCAAGGUGCAGAACGAGCUGCUGGAAUUGCCGGUUGAAAGUCUGGAUGAGGCUACCAAGGCUGGAAUCGAGCUGGACAAGGAGCUGCAGCUGAGGACGGAGCGUAUGGCGGCUUAGAGAACUGCAUAUCGUGUACGGAGUUUGAA
Molecule: messenger RNA, 1316 nt
Organism: Aspergillus homomorphus CBS 101889
Lineage: Eukaryota; Fungi; Ascomycota; Eurotiomycetes; Eurotiales; Aspergillaceae
Product: aromatic alcohol reductase
Exons: 2
Coding region: 274-1287 (337 amino acids)
Molecular function (GO): oxidoreductase activity
Source: RefSeq, a predicted model, not a curated record